GCGGUGGGGGUAGUCAGCUAGUUUCGAGGAGCAUCGACUUCCUUUAUCGUCGUUACAGUUCCGUUAAAAUCACCCCCAAUUUUUCCGCAAAAACCCUAACCCCCAAAUUCAAAGCCAAUCAUCCAUUCCCACAACUCCGAAAUCGAAACCCUAAUUCCAGAUCUCUCCAAUGGACACACACUCAUCUCACCUAACCGCACCACUCCGCUCACGCAGCUCCCAAUCCCCCUCCCCAUCCCACUCCGCCUCCGCCUCCGCCACAUCCUCCAUCCACAAACGCAAACUCACCGCGCCUGAUGACCACGCGCCGCCCUUCCCCUCCUCCUUCUCCGACACUCGCGACGGCGCACUCACCUCCAACGACGACCUCGAGAGCAUCAGCGCCCGCGGCGGCGCUGACUCCGACGACUCCGAAGAGUUCGAGGACGUUGUGGACGACGAUGAGGAGGAGUAUGAUGAUUCGUCGAUGCGGAACUUUACGGCGUCCAGAUUGGAGAAUAAUGUUGGAUCUACCGGGAGGAAUACGAAGAUGAAGACGGAGAGUAGUUCGGUGAAAGUUGAGGCGGCGGAGGUAGGGAAGGAUGGAGGUGGAGGCGGAGGUUUGGCGGAGGUUGGUGCGGUGGCGGUUUCGGUUUCGACUCCCGGUGGAGUGGUGGUGAAGGAUGAUACGGUUAAGAGUAUAUUUACUGAGAAUUUGCAGACGAGUGGAGCGUAUUGUGCCAGAGAAGAGAGUUUGAAACGAGAGGAGGAAGCAGGGAAACUCAAGUUUGUAUGCGUAUCGAAUGAUAAAAUUGAUGAACAUAUGAUGUGGUUAAUUGGACUGAAGAAUAUAUUUGCAAGGCAACUACCUAACAUGCCUAAGGAAUACAUUGUUCGUCUUGUGAUGGAUAGAAGCCACAAAUCUGUAAUGGUUAUCAGGCGCAAUACUGUUGUUGGUGGGAUUACAUAUCGCCCUUAUCUCAGCCAAAAGUUCGGAGAAAUAGCUUUUUGUGCAAUCACAUCAGAUGAGCAAGUGAAGGGUUAUGGCACUAGAUUGAUGAAUCAUUUAAAACAACGUGCACGAGAUGAUGAUGGACUUACUCAUUUUCUAACUUACGCAGACAACAAUGCUGUUGGUUAUUUUAAUAAACAGGGCUUUACAAAAGAUAUAUACUUGGAGAAAGAACGGUGGCAUGGGUAUAUAAAAGAUUAUGAUGGAGGGAUUCUUAUGGAAUGUAAAAUUGAUCCAAAGCUUCCAUACACUGAUUUAUCAACCAUGAUUCACCGUCAGAGGCAGGCAAUCGAUGAGAAAAUAAGAGAGCUCUCUAAUUGUCACAUUGUGUACCCUGGUAUUGAUUUCCAUAAGAAAGAAGCUGGAAUUCCAAAAAGGAUCUGUAAACUUGAAGACAUUCCUGGGUUGAGGGCAGCUGGGUGGACUCCUGAUCAAUGGGGACAUUCUCGCUUCAAAUGUUUCAACGCUUCCCCAGAUGGUACCUUAAGUCCAAAGUUGACUGGAUUCAUGCGUUCCAUUCUAAAGGCAAUGCUUGACCAUGCUGAUGCUUGGCCUUUUAAGGACCCUGUUGAUGUACGUGAUGUUCCGGAUUAUUAUGACAUCAUCAGAGAUCCCAUGGAUCUUAAGACCAUGUCAAGACGGGUUGAAUCUGAACAGUAUUAUGUAACACUUGAGAUGUUCAUUGCUGAUGCAAGGAGGAUGUUUGCCAAUGCUAGAACAUAUAAUUCUCCAGAAACGAUUUAUUUUAAAUGUUCCACCAGGCUUGAAUCGUUCUUCUCGAGUAGAGUUCAGGCUGGUGUCCAAUCGUUUAUGAAAAUUCAGCAAUAAGAAGCGAAAAUUGAAAGAUCAUUCGUUGUCGUAAAUUUGUUGUGUUUAUUUUGUAGUGUAAUUUAUAUAGAACACGACUAUAGAUGCUCAAAAAUCCUGGUCCAGGUGAUCGGUAAGUUUAGAAAUGCAACUAUCAGGUUAGGGCUGGUGCAUCCAUUGUGGGUCGAACCAUGCCUUGUCCUGAACCAUAACCAUAUGCUUCGUCUUUGUUUAGUAUUUUAACCAUCAGCCGUUAAAAAAGUUGCUUUAAAUCA
This is a messenger RNA of Helianthus annuus (common sunflower), 2073 nucleotides long. Its product is annotated as histone acetyltransferase GCN5. Gene Ontology annotation, biological process: positive regulation of transcription by RNA polymerase II; chromatin remodeling. Gene Ontology annotation, cellular component: histone acetyltransferase complex. Gene Ontology annotation, molecular function: histone H3 acetyltransferase activity; protein binding. The record is from RefSeq and is a predicted model, not a curated record. The transcript has 13 exons. NCBI's taxonomy places the organism in Eukaryota, Viridiplantae, Streptophyta, Magnoliopsida, Asterales, Asteraceae. Bases 170 to 1819 code for a protein of 549 amino acids.